AGAGUUUCUAUUAUUAUUUUUAAUUUAGAUGGUUAAUAGUGAUUAUUAAAUUAUAAUAUUUACUUUCUGUUCAUAUGUGGAUCGUAUUGUGUCCUAAUAAUCGCCCGUAUCUAAUUUAAUAUUACAACUAUUUAUUAACAACAUAACGAUGCUAAACGGGGUGUAAAUUCUCACAGUUGAUUCGUAGGAUUUAAAUGUCAUGGUUAACGUGCCGUGGAUAUUUUAGAAGAGGAGCUUGUGAACUUUGUUUAUAAAUAUAUGUAUUAAAAUGAGUACGUCCUCACAAGGACCUGAGGAUAACAGAAGUGAAACAACGUCUGAUACUGCACAAUUAGUCAGCCACGAUGAUUUAGCUUCAGCUUCCAAUUACACUCAAUUGAACAGAUCUGUUCAUUAUCAAGACCCUCUAGAAGAUGAAUUUGAAGGCAGCCAUGGUGUCAGACGGAGAAACACAGUGCAGAAGAUUGAGCCUGGGUCUACAAAUAUACUCUCUGCUAAAUUUGAAAGCUUGGACUACGACACCUGUGAGAACCACCCCCUCCUUGACGAAGAGCGGAAAAGGGGCUACGCCUUCGUCAUAUGGAAGGACAUUACUCGCUGGUUCAUCUUCCUACUGAUCGGGAUCAUCACGGCUUUGAUAGCAUUUGUCAUCGAUGUUUGUAUUGAAGAAUUCUCCGAGAUUAAAUAUAGGGAGCUUAAGAAAUCUGUGGAUGCCCACUUGCCACACAGAAUGUACGUCCCGUACUUGCUAUGGGUGUUAUCGAACAUUUGCAUAGUUUUCAUAGGUUCUGUGCUCGUCGCAUACGUUGAGCCAGUAGCAGCCGGCAGCGGAAUACCACAAGUAAAGUGUUACUUGAACGGGGUAAAAGUGCCGAGAGUCGUCCGCAUCAAAACGCUGUUCGUGAAAACCAUCGGCGUGAUCACUGCUGUGGUCGGAGGUCUCGCUGGAGGCAAGGAAGGUCCGAUGAUUCACAGUGGCGCGGUGGUAGCGGCUGGCAUAUCGCAAGGCAAGAGCACAACCUUCAACAAGGACUUCAAGAUCUUCCACUAUUUUCGAGAAGAUCAUGAAAAGCGUGAUUUCGUGUCGGGUGGCGCCGCGGCCGGCGUGUCGGCGGCUUUCGGAGCCCCCAUCGGUGGAGUACUGUUUUCUCUAGAAGAAGGCACAAGUUUCUGGAAUCAGGCACUGACAUGGCGGACGUUCUUUGGCACUGUGGUAUCCACGUUCACGUUGAAUUGCGCUCUUUCUGCGUACCAUGGACGCGCGGGAGAACUUAGUUAUCCAGGUCUGCUGAAUUUGGGCAAGAUGGAGCCGUUCCCGUUCCAAUUCUACGAGUUGCCCGUGUUCAUGUUCUUCGGCGCCGUGGGGGGAUGUCUCGGUGCUCUGUGGAAUCACAUCAACUACAAACUCUCCGUCUUCCGAAUUAGGUACAUAACCGCGCCGUGGCUACGAGUAGUGGAGGCGUGCCUAGUGGCGGCGGCAAGCGCGACCGUCGGCUUCCUCAUGAUGUACGCGCUCAACGACUGCCGUCCUCUAGGGGAGGACCCUACUAAAGUGCCCUUGCAGCUAUACUGCGCUGACGGCGAAUACAACGCCCUUGCCGCAGUCUGGUUCCAAACGCCCGAAGCGUCCGUGCGCUCGUUCCUGCACAACCCCAUCGGCUCAUACAACCCGUGGUCCAUCCUCGUGUUCGUGUUAUGCUAUUUCCUACUGUCAGCGUGGACGUUCGGGCUAGCUGUGUCGAGUGGUCUGUUCAUCCCGAACUUGCUGUGUGGUGCGGCUUGGGGCCGCCUACUGGCUAUCCUGAUACAGCUCAUGGCGCCAGAGAAUACGGUAAACCCGGCGAAGUACGCCCUAGUCGGCGCGGCGGCUCAACUCGGCGGGGUGGUCCGAAUGACCAUAUCGCUAACGGUUAUUAUCAUCGAGACUACGGGGCAAAUAUCUAAUGCGCUGCCAAUCAUUAUCACGCUGGUCGUCGCCAAGUGGGUGGGAGACUUCUUCAACGAGGGAAUAUACGACAUCCACAUCCAGCUAGCGGGCGUCCCAUUACUCCCAUGGGAGCCGCCGCCGCUCGCCCACAACGUCUACGCGUCCGAAGUGAUGUCGCAUCCCGUGUUCACGCUCCGCACCAUCGAGAACGUCGGUCAUGUGGUGGAGCUGCUCAAACUGGUGUCUUAUAACGGGUUCCCAGUCGUCGACCCGCCUUUAGCUGACGACCAAGAAGUGCACACAUACAAGCGUCUCCGAGGCCUAAUAUUGCGCUCACAGCUGAUAGUGCUCCUUCAGAACAAAAUCUACAACGAGAACGAACACGAAAACGCCAACACUACGUGGUCCAGCUUCGAUGUGGACAUGGACAUGUUCCGUAAGGAGUACCCGCGCUACCCGUCUAUCAACGAUCUGGAGAUAUCGGACUGGGAAAAAACCUGCACGAUAGACCUACGACCCUUCAUGAAUCCGUCCCCCUACACGCUGCCUACUCGCGCGUCGCUGCCGCGGCUCUUCCGGCUGUUCCGAGCCCUGGGUCUGCGACACCUGCCCAUAGUCAAUGAUGUCAACGAGGUGGUGGGGAUGGUGACUCGCAAAGACAUCGCCAGGUACCGCGUCUGGAGGCAUCAUUUCAGCAUGGGAAUGGAGGAGUUAGUACUGUCUAGCGAAAUUUAAUUAUGUAGUCAAAAUAGUGCUGAAGUUAAGAGACAAAUCAGUUAGAUAUCAAGUGAGUUAUCAGUGUUAUCACUCACUAUCCUCUUUUAGUAGUGAGGUAUCCAUAGACCUCAAUUUCAAUCAGCUUAAAUAUUCAAAUAAAAUAACAUUAUGAUACCUCUUUUAAAGACAAUGUAUGAUUGUUGGAUUUGUGAUGCUUCCCCAGUGUCACGUAUCCAAGUUUGAUAUUACUAGAAGUAGUCAUUCUCAUUCAUUACUUUCAUCAAUUACCAUAAUAGCUUAAAUGGUAUAUGAGCAUAUUUUGUGCCAUUAACAACUUGAUCAAUUAAUGUCACAUGCCCAGUGAUCAUUUAUUAUCUUAACAAUUACCAAGAAGACAGGGUCACUAUUUGGAAAAUUAUAUAUCUACCUAAUCAGUACUUAUAAAAAAUUAGAGGCUCAAUAUAGUAUUCAAAUAUCUUGAUAUAAUAAAUAGGCUUAAUAUAUUAUCAAAAUAAUUAUGUAAUUUAAUUCUUAAUAAGUAAGGUUAAAUUACAUACUUAUUUUGAAAUAUUUAUUAAAUUAAAGUUGGAAACUGUUUGUAUUGACACUUGAACGCCUUGUAACCUUUUUUUGCACAAGAUGUUAGAUUUUUAUGAAUACUAACGAAUAGCGUCCGGGUGCAACACUAUAUGCGUAAAGUAUUCAAGAAAUUCCAUCCCUUAUAAACUUAGUCUCGUAUCUGUUCCAAGCUAUUUGGAUAAUAUACCGGGUGUUUCCUGUGACACAAGUAAAUAAUAAUAAAUAGAUUAUAUAUUAUUAAACCACAUAUUGUACUCCUCAAACAAUAACUUUUGACUAUCAACUUAAUUUUUUUUUAAAAGUCCUUAGAUUUUCUCUUUUUAUACAUAUUAAAUAUUAUUUUUAAUGUAUGCUGUCAUCAGUGUGUUUGAUGUUGCUUGUCACACUUUAAACACAACAAAAUUUGCUAUACAUUGCAUUUUAGAAUUUUUUUUAAAAUGUGGUAAAAAUCUCAAAACAUAGUUAUUUUUAAAAGUAGCCGAAUAAAUGUUGGUCAGAUUGAGGUGUACGGCCUACUGUAAUUUAUUGCUCCUGUUACAGGAAACACCCAGUAUUUGAACAUAAAAGUAAAUUAUGUCACAGAAUUGAUUAGUAUUUAAGUAUUAUGCUUGCUACAUUUGCUAUAGCAAACUAACUUAAGGUUGGCAUUGAAAGUCUUAAGUAUAUAUCUAAGAAAUUAAUAUAUGGAUAUCAUUGUUUAUAUUUGAAUUCUCAGGGACUUAGCAAAAAUUGGCAAUCAUGUAAUGUGGUAAUAUUGUAAUAUUAUAUAAUUAACCAUUGAAAUUCAUUGAAUGAAUGCUGUGCUAGAGUUUAAAUACAGUUGCAUUGGAAUAUUUCCAUGAGUAUUUAUAUAUAAAAUAUUUAUUGCUUGUUUUAAGAAUGUUAUAAUAAAUAUUAUUGUUUAUAUCUGCAUUACAUAAGUAUGUCAAUGUGAUAAUAACUUAUAAGAAAAUUUUAUCAAGUCUUAUGAAUAAAAAUUGUUAUAUUGU
Molecule: messenger RNA, 4212 nt
Organism: Cydia pomonella (codling moth)
Lineage: Eukaryota; Metazoa; Arthropoda; Insecta; Lepidoptera; Tortricidae
Gene: ClC-b
Product: H(+)/Cl(-) exchange transporter 7
Exons: 15
Coding region: 269-2662 (797 amino acids)
Biological process (GO): chloride transport; transmembrane transport
Cellular component (GO): intracellular membrane-bounded organelle; lysosomal membrane
Molecular function (GO): voltage-gated chloride channel activity
Source: RefSeq, a predicted model, not a curated record